CCCCUAGGUGCGUGACGUCAUUCAUGGACGGCCCCUAUGACUUCACCACUAGUUCACUGCACGUGGAAUGUCACCCCCCAUCGCCGUUCACACACAAACCCGUGGCUUUCACCCAAUGGGCGCGUCGCGUUCUUCACGUUAGUGACCGACUUCCGAGCAACAGUUGCCGACGUUGCCUGGAAGUGACCCCGUCAGGUGACGCAGCACGACUCGGUCGGGGUAUAAAGCAGCGAUGUCCCUGGGGGGCGCCACAGCCUCCACGCGGUUUGAGGUUCGGCGACACGAGACUCCUGCGCUUGCCACCACGGACAUCAAACACCGAGAAAAACAUCCUCCCGUGUGCCCCGACUGGACCGACUGGACGACCGAGUGAACUUCAAUGAUGGCGUCCAGCAUUGAACUCGAUCGGUUCUACAGCGAAGAGGUUGAGUUUCCACCUCGGCUGCUCGCUUCCCACAUCGACACUGCCGAGCGCGAGGUUCGUACACUCCUGGCGGGGAUGAGAAGCAUUCAGCGGCCAAACAUAGAUCCCUCGAUUGAAUAUGACAUCGUUCAGACCGGCAGCUCGUAUGAAGGACUCAAAGUGAAGGGGGAUAUGGAGCUGGAUUUCAUGAUCGUUCUCUCUCACCCGGAAUUCAAGUUUAUCCCCAUCACCUCAGAUUACAGUGGCUAUCGUAAAAUAGAAGUAGAACGACAAUUUGAACUGCAAGCUAAUUGGCGAAAAACAGGUCCCCCUCACUCAUUUCAAAAGGACUUUAGCAGCAAUGGAUACCUGAUACCAUCAAAAAUAUAUCAGUGGUUUCAGUCAUUAGCAGACAGAGCAGUCAUUGAAAACAAGUCUAAAUUUGUUAAAAAGUUUGUAGGCAACUUUCCAGCCCGUACGCUCAUUUUAAAUAUUUGGCCCGAUGUUGAAAUCUGCGUGGACCUGGUCCCAGCGAUCACCAUUGACAGAGACCUCUUCGUGGUGGCCAAACCCUUGAAGACAUCCCCAGAUCUCUGGAGGCUGUCGUUCUCCGUCUUCGAGAAAAACAUCCUCAGCCCGCUUCCAAGCCCCUCCUGCCACCUGAAGGCCCUGAAGAUCCUCAAGUACCUGCGGGAGCACGACACUCGGCUGGAGGAGACGUCUCAGUUCGCGAGUGGACUCUGCUCGUACCACCUGAAGACGGCCUCCCUCCACCUGCUCGAGCAGAGGCCAUACACCCAGGAGGGCCUGCACGAGCACCUGCACCAGCUGAUGGACUUCCUCAUUGAGUCCAUGCAGGGAAGGGAACUCAACCACUUCUUUAUGGGGAAUCCAUCGAGCCUGGCGACGAAGGCGAAAGUGCCCAGCAGCAUUACCAAAGAAAAGCUCCGCCUCAAUCUCUUCGGUGACACAUUUAUGAAUGAGAGUACCCUGAACCAGGCGAGGGAGAGACUCGUCAGGAUUAAACGCUCUCUGCCUGCCGUAAUCCAACAGCAUUCUGGCCCUGGUGCUUAUAGCUGUAAUAUUUAUUAAGCGCUCCACCUGUGACGGGUCUAAGACGUGUCAGGUUUUCGCAGCCAAUAUUACAAUUCAUGAUUAAUUUUCGGGUUCGGCUACGUGAUGAUGUGACCGAUUUUUUGUUGUUAAGACCCUCCACCACCCGACACGGCCAAUCAUUACAUUGUCACGUGGUGCACAAGUGUUCAAUGUUUAUUCUUGGUUCUUUCAGUAAAGUAACGUAGAAGGGAAAUAAUAAAGUAAUAAAAAUAAAACAGCUAAAUUAU
Molecule: messenger RNA, 1746 nt
Organism: Petromyzon marinus (sea lamprey)
Lineage: Eukaryota; Metazoa; Chordata; Hyperoartia; Petromyzontiformes; Petromyzontidae
Product: inositol 1,4,5-trisphosphate receptor-interacting protein-like
Source: RefSeq, a predicted model, not a curated record